This is a messenger RNA of Acanthosepion pharaonis, 852 nucleotides long. The record is from the annotation of a GenBank genome assembly. NCBI's taxonomy places the organism in Eukaryota, Metazoa, Mollusca, Cephalopoda, Sepiida, Sepiidae.
AUGUUUCUUUCAAAUCCUCCUCCACAUUUCCCAGCAUUCCUCUAUGCUUAUUUCAGUUUUCUUCGUUGUAUGAACGAGAUUAUGUUUUUUUCUUUCUUUCUUUCUCUUCAUCUUUUUUCUCUCUGCAUUUCUUUUCCUAUCUUUUCCUUAUUAUCGCUCUUUCUUUCUUUCUUUCUUUCUUUCUUUCUUUCUUUCUUUCUUUCUUUCUGUCUGUAUGGUCUUUCUUUCUUUCUAUUACAUGUUUCCCUCCUUAGCUUUCUUUCUUUCUUUCUUUCUUUCUUUUUUCUUUCUUUCUUUCUUUUCACUCUCUUCUUUUCUUUUCUUUAUCUUUCUUCCUUUCUUGCUCUCCAUUUCUUACUUUUUCAUUUUUAUCUUUCAUUCUUUUUUCUUUCUUUCCGUUCUCUUCACCUUUUUUCUCUCUGCAUUUCUUUUCCUAUCUUUUUCAUUAUUAUCGCUCUUUCUUUCUUUCUUUCUUUCUUUCUUUCUUUCUUUUCACUCUCUUCUUUUCUUUUCUCUAUCUCUCUUUCUUUCUUUCUUUCUUUUUUUCUUUCUUUCUUUCCGUUCUCAUUUUCUCUUUCUCUCUUUCUCUUUCCCAUUCUCUCCUCUCGUUCUUUCUUGCUUUCCUUUUCUUUCUUUUUCUUUUUAUCAUUCAUUCUUUCUUUCUUUAUUUGCCUGCAUCCUUACCUCUCUCUAUUUCUCCCGCAUAUCUUUUCUUCGUUUUUUGUCCUUUUCUUUCUUUCUUUCUUUCUUUCUUUCUUUCUUUCCUUCUUUCUUUCUUGCUUUCUUGCUUUCUUUUCUUCUUUCUUUCACUCAUUCUUUGUUUGUUUCGAAACAAAAACAAAUAUUACUUAA